Molecule: messenger RNA, 4001 nt
Organism: Alligator mississippiensis (American alligator)
Lineage: Eukaryota; Metazoa; Chordata; Crocodylia; Alligatoridae
Gene: DLAT
Product: dihydrolipoamide S-acetyltransferase
Exons: 14
Coding region: 16-1899 (627 amino acids)
Biological process (GO): pyruvate decarboxylation to acetyl-CoA
Cellular component (GO): pyruvate dehydrogenase complex
Molecular function (GO): dihydrolipoyllysine-residue acetyltransferase activity
Source: RefSeq, a predicted model, not a curated record
GGUCAGGGCGGGGGGAUGUGGCGGAUGGUGUGGCGGCGCGUGGCGGCGGGGGCGGCGCGGCCGGGCCGGGGCCGGCGGGCGCUGAGCGGGGGCGGCCCCGGGGCCCUGCGGCCGCCGCCCCCCGCCUGGGCCCGCCGCGCCCCGGGGUUGCUGUCGCCGCCGGUGCCGGGGCUGGUGCCGGGCCUGGCCUGGCCGCGCGCCCCGCGCCGCUGCUGCAGCCUGCCCCCGCACCAGAAGGUGGCGUUGCCGGCGCUGUCGCCCACCAUGCAGAUGGGCACCAUCGCGCGCUGGGAGAAGAAGGAGGGUGACAAGAUCCGCGAGGGCGAGCUCAUCGCCGAGGUGGAGACGGACAAAGCCACGGUGGGGUUCGAGAUCCUGGACGAGUGUUACCUGGCCAAGAUCCUGGUGGCGGAGGGGGCCAGAGACGUCCCUAUCGGCACCGUAAUAUGCAUCACCGUUGAGAAGCCUGAGUUUGUUGAUGCCUUUAAAAAUUAUGCCUUGGAUGCCGCCCCGGCCUCCGCCCCUUCGGCUGCCGCGCCGCCACCGCCGCCAGCUCAGCCUUCGGCUCAGGCCCCGGGAAGCUCCUACCCUCCUCACAUGCAAAUCGUCCUUCCUGCUCUGUCGCCUACAAUGACGAUGGGCACAGUUCAGAGAUGGGAGAAGAAGGUUGGUGAGAAGCUGAGCGAAGGAGACUUACUGGCAGAAAUUGAGACAGAUAAAGCCACGAUAGGCUUUGAGGUGCAGGAAGAAGGGUAUCUGGCAAAAAUUCUAGUGGCUGAAGGAACAAGGGAUGUGCCGUUAGGAACCCCACUCUGCAUCAUUGUGGAGAAGGAGUCUGAUAUCCCAGCAUUUGCUGACUAUAGGGAGACUGGAAUAGUUGACAUCAAGCCACAAGCACCAAUACAGCCUGCUCCCUCACCAAUGGCAGCAGCUCCUGCUCUGGCCCAGCCUGUUGCUCCUUCGUCUCCAGCAGCAUCUGCACCUGUGGCUGCUGCGCGUGGAGGACGGGUGAUAGCUAGCCCCCUGGCAAAGAAACUGGCAGAAGAAAGAGGAAUUGACCUUGCGCAGGUGAAAGGUACUGGACCAGAUGGUAGAAUCACAAAGAAAGAUGUUGAGUCAUUCGUGCCUCCAAAGGUUGCUCCUGCCCCGGAAGCAGUAGCAGCUCCCGCAGCUGCUGCAGUUCCGACUGUGGCAGCACCUCCCACAGGGGUCUUCACGGAUAUCCCUCUCAGCAAUGUCCGGAGGGUCAUUGCUCAGCGUCUCAUGCAGUCCAAACAAACAAUACCUCACUACUAUCUCUCCAUUGAUGUAAACAUGGGAGAAAUAUUGGUGCUCAGAAAAGAACUCAAUCAGGAGGUUGUGAAGGAUGUUAAGCUUUCUGUCAAUGACUUCAUCAUUAAAGCUUCAGCUCUGGCAUGUUUGAAGGUGCCUGAAGCAAAUUCCUCAUGGAUGGACACAGUUAUUAGGCAAAAUCAUGUAGUGGAUGUUAGCAUUGCAGUGAGUACUCCUGCUGGGCUCAUAACCCCCAUUGUGUUCAAUGCGCACAUAAAGGGACUGGCUUCUAUUAAUAAAGAUGUUGUUUCUUUGGCAACUAAAGCACGAGAAGGUAAACUUCAGCCACAUGAAUUUCAGGGAGGCACUUUCACAGUUUCCAAUUUAGGAAUGUAUGGGAUUAAGAAUUUCUCUGCCAUAAUCAACCCACCGCAAGCUUGUAUUCUGGCAGUUGGUACAUCGGAGAAAAGGCUGGUGCCAGCAGAUAAUGAGAAAGGAUUUGACGUGGCCAGCAUGAUGUCGGUAACGCUUAGUUGUGAUCACCGAGUUGUGGAUGGAGCAGUCGGAGCCCAGUGGCUUGCUGAGUUCAAGAAGUUCCUUGAAAAGCCAACAACCAUGCUGCUAUAAUCUGACCAUGCAACCAAGACUUUCCUAGGCCACAUUCAUUUCUAAAUGAGCUAUUUAUAUUUCAGUGUUUAGACUCCUCUUAAACAAAUUUCCUUUUUUAUUUUAAAUAUAUAUAUAUAUAUAUAUAUAUUCACUGGUAAUUUUUAUUACCAGUCUGUACAGAUAAAUAGUUUGCAAAAAGGCUUUACAAAGCAAUGGAGCAACGCUGUAUUUUAUACAGUCAAUGAUCUUGCAAACUUCUUUCCAAAAAGGUCAAGUGUCCUGGAUUUAAAAUUAUGUGAGCAGGGUAUGCUUUGUUAUAUCCUCCUAAUUGAGGGGGAAAGUGGUGGGAACAUGCCCAGUUAAUUGGUGAUCUCUUGUGUUCUCAAAAAUAGGAGACCUAGAUCUGUUCACAGGAGUCCCUAGAAGCUGAAAUCUACAGCCUAUUACAAAAGUGUGUUCCACUGGUGGUCUGUUCUCCUGCUAAUAUUAGUGAGGGCAGCAGGUGCGCUGCGGGAGGAAUAGACCUCUUGGAAUAACUUCUCACAGGGUGAAGUGUUUUGCAUUUCAAAGGCUCUUGGGAGUUCAGCACUGGUUCAGAUUUUACCAGCUACAUGGACCCUUUAAGGCAAACAGAAACUGUACAGUCAUCUCUUUUAAGUGCUACGGAGAAUGUGCCCCCUUUGGAUUUUAACUCGUAUGCAUUUUUAUAUGAACUCCAUUGUCUUAAAUGGCUUUCCCAUUGCUUAGUUCCCAAUAUAUUCUGUUGCAGUGGAAAUGCUUGUUUUGCCUAAGGGUCAGGAGAAAUGUGUGUUGAAAUGUGUAUUGACACAUGCAAUUGGGCCAUCAGGAAUAAUUUACAUGACAGCUUGGAGGUCUGAAAAGUGAUUUUCGGGUGUCCUUGAUGUGGGAAGCUUUAAGACUAGGAGAAGAGUCAGGUAGUGCUGUUGUGACAUGGAAUGUCUCUUGUCCCGGCAUCAGGAAACUGCAGAAUGUGCUGUCUGUGUAUAUUUUGUAUGUAAACGGCUUUAAAUGGUUCUCCAUUGGGCUUGUGUUCAAAUACACUAAUCACUGGGUCCUGCAAAGGGGGGCAGGGUGCAUCGGUGAACACACCUAAAUUCCACUUUCCAAAUAGAAAUGUUAAUGUAAAGAGAAGGAUUGUAGAGUUGAUCAGCGACAUGACCAGUAGGAAAAAUUUGAAUAAGAGGGAGAAGCUGACCUGAUCCCUUCCACACUGCAUUAAGUGCUGUCUCCUCCAGUGUUGUGCUACAGAAUCCACAAAACAUAAUGCUGAAAGAAUAUUUUGUGGAAAUUAAAUAUUUUUGUGACCACUAUUUAAUGUUCUACUCAGUUAAUUGCAGUGAUGCCUAAUUUUAUUGGUUGGGUUUAAAAAAAACCAACCCAAACCCAUGUGAUUGCAAUUAAGUUUAAUAAUGAUUUAAUUAUCCCUGUUCCAGACUCUAGUGAACCUGUGAGUUCCAUUAAAUGUUUGGAAUUGGCAGACUACUAAGAAUUGUUUCAGUGCUUUUUUCUGUUCAUUCAUGCAUGUAGCUUACCUCCCCUGCUCUAAUGCUCACACUGUCAAAACCGUUGUCCUGCUCUGGUUUGAUGGACACAACUUAUAUUAUUAACCUUUAACUUCCAGUUCUUAGUGGGCAGUGCAGUCUCUGACAAAGCAUUGUCGGGUAGCGCUAGACUGAUUUGCUUCAGACUCCAGUGCUAGACUUUGCAUGAUUCGCCUGCUCUUUAAAAUGUCUGCGUAAGGAACUUCUGGACACUUUCAUUACCCUCUUCCUUGUAAUCCGAACAUUAACCAACCCAGGAGCUCGCUAAGGGAGGACAGUUCCAGCAGAUGCCCAACUGGGAAGCUUGCUGGCAGAACAGAAUGGUCCAUUCAAGUAUAUGAGUAUCCCUGGCUUCGGGUUGCGUGCAGCAUUCGGUGGUUCCCUAUCCACCCUGCAAAUGAGGCAGCUCAGAGUAAAGCCUUUUUUCUCAUUCGGAAUUCUUAAUUAAGUAUAGAAAAUAAAAUGCAGUUGUUAGAUGCAAUCUAAUUGUCUCAGAACAAAAGGGGAGGAAAGUUAGGAGUAAACAGCUGUUCAAAUUAAAUACAAUGAUACCUUUAA